GUCUAUUUCUCUGAGCAUUUCUGCGUAUCAUGGCCGCACCCCCUCCACCUCCCGGAAUCUUCAGGCCUCCCGGCCCACACCACUCUAUAGCGACCCUCGUCCUCAUCGAGAACUCGGAGGAGAUGUACCCGCGCUGGAACGAUCUUCGAGAUCAAUAUCUUCCUACUCUACUGGGAACCAUGAGAAUGAUAAACCCCGUCGUCCCAAUUCAAGUGUUAUGGCUGACGAGCUGUCCCGCACCUACUUCCGGCGAAAUGUCCUCCACACCUCAGAACAGCUCGAGGCAGUUCAAUCAGCUUCCGGAGCUGCGCUUCAACCCGCAGCCGAACAACCGCAUAUCGCUGGGAACACUGCAUCGUGGCAUUGACCUCCUCGCAUCGACCUAUCAAAAGGUUCCUACCACUCGUCAUCUGUUCGUUGUCGCAGCCUCGAGCCCUUCAGAUGAUGUAGAUAGCCCCUCAACCAUUUCGGGCACUUCGGAGGCCCGUUCCGCAUGGAAGUUUCUCGCGGAGAAAUUGCAUCGAGAAGACAUCCACCUGCACAUGAUCCUCAACCCCAAGAGCAACACAACCGUGUUCGUUGACUUAUUCUACGAAACCUUGCGUCUGCAAGAGCGCCAGGAAACGCCUCUUUGGUUCAAGGUCGAUCAUCAAAAAUAUUUUUUUUACCUCUCGAGGGAUACCGAAGAUGAUGGCGUGAUUGGUGUACCUGGGCAGUCAAUGGACCUAAUCACGAGUCAAAACUUCCAGCCAUGUGCAGCGAACCCUGAUUACUACUCAUCUGCGCCCCCCAGGAUUCCUCUCCCACGAAACAACAGCUUCCCCCCAGCAGCACAAUCCUUUCGUCAUGCCGGCAGACCAUACGGAUCGCUUCGGCCUGAACCCGAAGAGACAAAGCCAACCCUUGUGAAGCACCUGCAGAAGAUCCACGGCCUCACGAAAAAACGCACCUAUGGACUCCAGCCAACCCGUCAACCUUUCGUUCGCGACGAAAGUCCAGAAAAUCCUUAUUCGAAGAACCCUAACCCUAAUGGCGAUGCCCCAAGCUCUUCCCCGACAUACACCUCCCCGCCACGCCCUCUGAUGCAAUCUCGCCGCAGUAGUGGCGUAACGAAAAGAAAGAACUCGGAUGCGCAGCGACGAGCUAAGCAGUCUCCACCGCUUUUCACCACGACUGUUCGUGAUCCUCGGGUAUCGUCUCCCGACUCCGACUCUUCCACUUCCUCGCCAACAUCUGUAUCACCGCUAAGCGCUAUCUCGCCUGUCAUCGCGGUCCCCAUGCACGUCGAUUACCAUUCAGCCAUGGCGAGUUUAGGCCUCAAGGGGGGUGUGGACCAACUCCAGGCGUUGCCGCCUUCUUCAGGAGACAUGACUCCUGAAGUCGUCUAUCCCUCUGCUCCGCUUACGGACACCGUCACUCCGAUCUGGCACGAUGAAAAGCCUUCACUGACCUCGCUCGGGGUGAACGCUAUGGAUGUCGGCAUACCUCCGGACCCAGUGGUUCUCGGGCAUAUCAGCCAUAACAGAAACUACGACGAAAACUUGACGAGUGCGCCGAACCAUGUCAAUGAUGAUGCGCAACGGCACCCAAGACAGGCUACCAUGGUGUCGUCUCAAAACUCUCCUGACGAAGUCCCUCUACCGCCGCCAGACUUCCCGCCUCCUAAUCGGCCCCCGUAUCCGGCGACCGCGUAUCCAUCUACGAGAGAUUCGUUCAGUCGUCCCCAACUGCAACUCGCUCCGAACCUCCUCGCUACCCCCCCUCCCCCGCAGGUCCAGACCUCACCUAUGUCCUUGCAUUCCAACCCGCAUACACAGCCCCUUGAUGACGGCGACAAACCGUUCAUCUUUUAUCCCGAAUACGAGCGAUCAAUGUCGGCUGGUGAAUUCCACAGCUCGCCUGCAGUUGACUAUCAAGCAGCGCAGCCGUACCCACCUCCGCCUCAACCUCCCCCGUCUCAUGAUGGCUAUCCGGCCUCUUGGUCCGCGCCGCAGUCCACAGACUAUUCCCACAUACUGAAUCCCGCGGUCUCGCCUGGCAUGCUAAGGAGUAUUCCGCUCUCGCAUCCCCCGGCGCAAGUCUAUGGAUACCAAUACGGUGUCGGCGGGCCUUCCGCAGCAUAUAUGAAUUUCGGACCUAUGCAGCAACCAGCGGUGCAGACCUGGACAGGUUAUUCAUAGUGGUAGGCCCGCAACGGUUGUACGUUUCCCUUCUUCUUUUCGUUAUCAGUUUGCGCUAUCGUGCUCUGACAGUUUGCUUCUCCCUGUUAUUUUUUUCUUUGCAUAAAUGCUAACGUGAUCUGUCCCUCCGUCGACGUCAUGUACUCGCGACUGCUAGACUCUUUUCUUCUCGUUGUCAUUUUAUGUAUUUCGAUACUCAUCUCUGACUUCACAUCUCGCAUGCUUAGCGCCCGCGGCGUGAGCACUCACGCCUAUUCUUGUUCUGUAGCAAGCGUUCAUGGACCCCUGUUAGUUCUUUAUCUGUGUAUGCUAGGUGCUUUUUGGGUCCAUUCUUGGUGUCUUCGCUGUACGGUACGCCUACGUUUGGUUUUGGGACUUUGUAGGCUACUGUAUAUCCCCAAUGUCACAUUUGUCGUUUGCUGACGUC
Messenger RNA from Heterobasidion irregulare TC 32-1, 2607 nucleotides. RefSeq lists its product as uncharacterized. The transcript has 6 exons. The coding region runs from base 30 to 2180 and encodes 716 amino acids. NCBI's taxonomy places the organism in Eukaryota, Fungi, Basidiomycota, Agaricomycetes, Russulales, Bondarzewiaceae. The record is from RefSeq and is a predicted model, not a curated record.